Molecule: messenger RNA, 2996 nt
Organism: Etheostoma spectabile (orangethroat darter)
Lineage: Eukaryota; Metazoa; Chordata; Actinopteri; Perciformes; Percidae
Gene: plxdc2b
Product: plexin domain containing 2b
Source: RefSeq, a predicted model, not a curated record
CACACACACACACACACACACACACACACACUGCACCUCCGGCCAGUGGGAUGAGACCCGCGUCAGACUAGGAUGCAAAUUUAAGUUAAGAACUUGUUUCCUCCUUCUCCUGCUGGUAUUAUUAUUUUUUGUUUAUUUUUGGAGGUGGAGACCUGUUCGGACGAGCGCGUUUACACUCUCCAGGAGCGCGCAGUGUGGCACACGCUGGAACAAACAACAGCUCAGUGCAGCGAGUGCAGCGCAGGCAGGUUUGCGUUUUAAAAGCGGCAGGAGAGGCAGGAGAGUUACGGAGUCCGCGUGGGAGCGGUGUCGGUGCAUGAGGAAGACGGACACCGGGAUAUUGAGAAGAACAAAAAAUCAACGGCGGAACUUGGAUAUGGCGGGUGUGAAGAUGUUCGACCUUCUCGUUGGAGUUGUUUUAGUUUUGCAGUGUGUGGGGGGUUCCCGAGCCGAGAUCACAACCAGCAGCGGGGCCUCUUACUCAUACGUGCAGGGACAGGCAGGAGAUGAGGACACAGCAGUGGACGUGAAGCUGUACAGUCACCGGUGGAGGAGAUGGCUUCCCCCAAAACCUCGUAACAUGGACAGCAACAGGGCAAGUCAAGAGCAGGACCAGGAUCCUGAGCAGGAGGAGCCUGAGGGCUUUCCAGGCCUGCUGUCUGCAGAGGAAACAGACAACAGCUCCCAGAUAGAGGAGGAUACAGAUCACAACUACUACACAUCAAAAACAUACAACCCAUCAGAUCUGAUGAGCAAGGACUUGUGGGUAGAUAUUGACCAGAUGGACAAGGACAAAGUGAAGAUCCAUGGGAUUCUUUCCAACACACACAGACAAGCAGCGAGAGUUAAUCUGUCCUUCGAUUUCCCUUUUUAUGGACAUUUCCUGCGUGAAAUCACCGUGGCGACUGGUGGGUUCAUCUACACGGGAGACGUGGUCCACCGGAUGCUAACAGCUACACAGUACAUAGCUCCUCUAAUGGCAAACUUUGACCCCAGUGUCUCCAGAAACUCUACUGUCAUCUACUUUGACAACGGUACUGCUCUGGUGGUGCAAUGGGACCAUGUCCACCUACAGGACAACUACAAUCUGGGAAGCUUCACUUUCCAGGCAACACUGCACAACACCGGCAGGAUUGUUUUUGCAUACAAAGAGAUCCCCAUUGAGGUGUCACAGAUCAGCUCUGUCAAUCACCCGGUGAAGGUGGGCCUGUCUGAUGCCUUUGUGGUGGUCCACAAGAUCCAACAGAUACCCAACGUUAGGCGGAGGACGAUCUACGAGUACCACCGCGUGGAGCUGACGAAGACGAAGAUCACCAAUUCUACAGCCGUGGAAAUGAUGCCUUUACCAACCUGUCUGCAGUUCACCAGCUGUAGCACGUGCAUCUCCUCACAAAUCAACUUCAACUGCAGCUGGUGCCAUCGGCUCAACAGAUGUUCCAGUGGCUUUGAUCGCCAUCGGCAGGACUGGGUGGACAACAGCUGCCCAGAUGAGACCAAGGACAAGAUGUGUGACAUGAUCGACACCACGUAUGGGUACCCCUUUACCACCGCCAUUGCCCCAAAAACAACAUCCAGGAGCAAAGAGGCCACUGCCAGGGACACAACCGCCUCCUCCCACCCUCCCACCAGCAUCCCAACUGAAGAUGAUACCAAGAUUGCACUGCAUCUCAGAGACAACCAGGUGCUGCCUGCAGACAGUGCUGUAGACAGGAAGCCAGGUACACACCCUUUGCACACUGGUCUGAUCCUGGGCAUCCUCCUUGUGAUGCUCGUCAUGGUGGGCGGCGUGCUGGUCACCGUGUACAUCUACCAUCACCCGACCUCUGCAGCCAGCCUCUUCCUCAUCGAGAGACGCCCCAGCAGGUGGCCAGCCAUGAAGUUUCGCCGAGGGUCAGGUCACCCAGCCUACGCAGAGGUGGAGCCAGCGGGCCAGGAGAAGGAGGGCUUCAUCGAGUCCGAGCAGUGCUGAGGGGGGAGGGGGUGUCUGCAUCCCUGUGGCCCCCCUCCUGUGACGGGCCUCCUCCCUCCUGCUCCGCAGGGACUUCUCACCAGGAACCCUCCUGGAUCUGCUUAUCAGUGUACACAAUGACUCGUUAAGACUGCAGCAUUGGCCGGUUGAGCGCUAGAUGAGACUGGAUACAGCAGCCGACAAUAUGAGCAAAUAAGAAAGCCCUUCAAACUGAUCUCAGACAAACCCAUUGUUGGCGAAAACUGCCCUACUGGGGACAGAGGGAGGGACCAGCAUUGAUGUCAUCGACUCAGUCAGCAUUGGUUAUGUUUUGCCAUGGAAGGAUUGAACAGCCUAACUGCCUAGACAGGAUACUGGUGUGGUUUAGGGGGGAGCAGGGUGAAUUACACAAUAUAUAUUUUCAGAAACAAUACAGAGUAUGUGAACAGAGAUUUCCACUUUAUUGUUGGUGGGGUUAUACUGUAUAGGCCUUGGUAUAUCCAUCAGGUUUUUACUUAGUUUCCUUUUUCUUUCAGUGUGUUGUUUUCCCAGGGGUUGGCACAUUUAGUAUCUGUACAGACCGUCGGUAUUGCUUUUCAAUACCAUAGCAGGCUUAAUUGACUUUUCCACUGCCUGCUCUACACAGAGAGGCUGCAGCUGUGUGAUAUGACGUGAACUGCCUGUCACUGCAAUUGAUUGCAGCUUGGAGAAAAGCUCAAAAUUUCAGCAGCGCUGUUAAAUUUGUUUGUGAUGUUUGACAGGUUUACUUUUCUAAAAAAAUUAAGUGUAAGAUGUUUUUUGUUCACUGAGAAUAUCUGGGUUUUUUCAAUGGGUGAUGGGCACAUGUUAUCUUUCUUAAUCAUUUGAUUGGUUCUUUGAAUGAUUCCUCACUGUAUGGAUAUCCUUUUAUGUAUUUUCUUUUGUUUUAUUUCCACAGUUUUUUCAUUACUGCUGUGCCAUUGUGUCCCCAACUAGAGUUUGCACAAUUUUUUCUCAUUUGACAUGUGGUACUAAUGCAAAAUUACAAGACAGGCGCUUGUGUGUGUGU